AUGGCCGACAUCAAGGCAGAAAAACUCCAGCCUGAGUCUACAGACAUGGCGGAGGUGUACGCAGAGAAAGUCGUCUUGUCUGAACACAACUUGGAGCUGGAGCGCGCGUUGCAGAACUAUGUGCCGGACUCUGCCGAAGAGAAGGCGCUGGUCCGGAAACUUGAUCUGUACAUGGGCCCGACUUUAUGGUUCAUGUACAUCUUGGCGUAUAUCGACAGACAGAACAUUGGAAACGCCAAGGUCGCCGGCAUGGAAGCGGACCUGCAGCUCGACGACUCCCAGUACGCGAUGCUGCUGUCCAUCUUCUUCAUCGGCUACCUCGUCUGCGAAGUCCCUUCCAACAUGCUGCUCACGCGGUCACGGCCGUCGUACUACCUGCCCGGCAUCAUGAUCGUCUGGGGCACCGUCUGUGCCAUCAUGUCGGUCGUCAGGAACUACGAGGGGAUGCUCGCCCUCCGAUUCUUCCUCGGGUGCAUCGAGGCAGGCUUCUUCCCGGGCGUCCUCUAUGUCAUGACUUGCUGGUACAAGAGGGCAGAGAUUGGUCAGUACCCUCAACCUGCAGCUGGCUGGCUCAUGGGUGCCAACCCCCCACCAGUCUGCAAGCGAUUUUCCAUCUUUUACACCGCUUCCGUGUGCUCUGGCGCGGUCAGCGGGCUGCUCGCCGGCGCAAUCACCGGUAAUAUGGAAGGUGUCCGGGGCAUUCGCGGUUGGCGUUGGCUGUAUCUCAUCGAAGGCGUCUGCACGGUGGGAUUCGCCGUCAUCUUCAAGUUCGUCCUGCUCGACUUCCCAGAGACGACGAAGCGUCUCUCAUUGGAGGAGCGGCAACUGGCCGUGGUCCGGAUGAUCCACGAUCGGCAGACGACGGCGGCCAGGCACGGCCAGCGUCUCACCCACUGGCAGUCCCUCAAGGCGGCCCUGGCCGACCCGCGGACGUACGUCUUUGUGGUGCUGUUCACGAUGGACCUGGGAUCCUGUACGAUCUCCUAUUUCAUCCCCACAAUCGUCAAGCAGAUGGGGUACACGUCGGUCACGGCCCAGUACAUGACGAUUCCCAUCUGGAUGGUCGGCGCCGUCUUCCUGGUCGUGCUGUCCUACACGGCCGACCGGACCAAGGACCGCCGGUGGCACAUCACGGGAUGCAUGUGCCUCAGCUUCGUCUGCACGAUUGUCUGCGUGACCGUCUCGGACCCCAGGGUCGUGUACGCCAUGCUGUGCUUCUACAUUGCGGGUCUCUACACGGCGCUCCCGUUGAUGCUCAACUGGGCCUCGGAGGUCAUCUCCCUACCCGCGGAAAAGCGCGCAGUCGUCGUCGCCCUGGUCAACUCGGUUGGAAAUCUCUCGGCGGUCUACGGGAGCAGGCUCUGGCCCUCGUCGGACGGGCCCCGGUUCGUCAAGGGCUUCGCGACGACGGGCGCCUUCACCGGCUUCGGCACCCUGCUGGCCGCGCUGAUUCCGCUCAUAUUCUCGUACUUGCCGGCGGAAGGCAACACCAAGGCCGAGCGCGACAUUUUGGCGCGCGAACGAGAGCUUGUCGAGAAUUCUCGAAGCCCCCGACCCCCUGGUGAAGUCUAA
Molecule: messenger RNA, 1572 nt
Organism: Colletotrichum higginsianum IMI 349063
Lineage: Eukaryota; Fungi; Ascomycota; Sordariomycetes; Glomerellales; Glomerellaceae
Product: Allantoate permease
Exons: 5
Coding region: 1-1572 (523 amino acids)
Biological process (GO): transmembrane transport
Cellular component (GO): membrane
Molecular function (GO): transmembrane transporter activity
Source: RefSeq, a predicted model, not a curated record